CUCUCCUCCAUACCGAGGUGUAUUGUAAUUGCCCUAUACUAACAGGGUUAACCCUGGGGGGAUCACCCAUUUUGCUGGAUGGGCACGGAUGGCUCUACCGAUCACCACCUUCUCCAUUGUAGAGGUGGGCAAGCCAAAUGUAGGUGAGAAUCGUCCGUCUCGAGUGAAGGCUGACAUCUCUAUAGAACUGACAGUCAAUGACACGGUCAAGAGAGAGUGGGAAGGUCUUCGUAAGCACGACGUGUGUUUUGUGCUGACGGUGCGGGCCAAGAUGGGUCUCCAGCAGAGGUUUGACUGGAGCAAGUCAUUUGUGUCUCAGUCCGGAGUGGAGUAUGUGAGGGGCUGCGAGGUGGAGGGAAUGCUGGACGAUAAUGGCAGAGUCAUCGAGGAAGGUCCUGACCCGAAGCCAGUGUUGUCUGGGAACAGUAGGACGUUCCGUGUGUGGAUGGACACCAAUCAGUACCAGAGAGACAUGGCCAGAGUUGUGAAGGGAGAAGAGGAUGUAUAUGAGACGUUUAAUGUACUAGUGAAGAGAAAACCAAAGGAAAACAAUUUCAAGGCGGUACUGGAGACCAUUAGAGCACUGAUGAAUGCAGAGUGUGUGGUCCCGGACUGGCUCCAUGACACCUUCCUUGGCUAUGGGGACCCUUCAGCCGCAAGCUAUACCAGGUAUAUACUGCAUAUGUGCUGGACGAGAAGGUUUUGAUGGUCCAUGUUUAACCCAAAGUACAGUAGUGCAUCUUGUUUUGUGGAAGGUAAGUUUUCAUGGGGGACUGUCAACAUUGCAAAUGGUAGCUAUCAUCAUGUUAAAAGGAGUUGGGGAAAGGGACAUACGUACAACACAAAAGUCAUUUCAUGUGUGAUGCGUAUUCCUGCCAACAUUCAUGUUGAAAAAAGUUGUAUCAGGAAAGAUGGAAAUACUGACUGUUGCUAUAGCACUAGCAGUGAUACUAUCAGCUGUUGGAAUUGCUGAAAGGGAC
This is a messenger RNA of Geodia barretti, 980 nucleotides long. Lineage: Eukaryota; Metazoa; Porifera; Demospongiae; Tetractinellida; Geodiidae. The record is from the annotation of a GenBank genome assembly.